UUAGACUGCAGCCAAAGCGUGUCCACACAAUCUGUCCGUCUUUGCUAACCUCUUUUUAUAGAAAGGAAAAAAAAAAGUCCAUCUUGUACUAGAACGGCUUCUGUUCUCUUCUCUACCCAGUUUACGUCGUGUCAGGCGGCUCUGAAAGGGACGAAAUGAACGGUACGAUGGAUGGGAACUACGACCACGCUCCUCAUGACGGGUCCUUCAUGUUUACCUCCGAGUCCGUGGGAGAGGGACAUCCUGAUAAGAUAUGUGAUCAGAUCAGCGACGCGGUGCUGGACGCUCACCUGAAGCAAGACCCUGAUGCCAAAGUGGCCUGUGAGACGGUGUGUAAGACGGGCAUGGUGCUGCUUUGUGGUGAGAUCACGUCCCGGGCCAACGUGGACUACCAGAGGGUGGUGAGAGAAACCAUCCGACACAUCGGCUACGACAGCUCAGAGAAAGGCUUUGAUUAUAAGACCUGUAAUGUGCUGGUGGCCCUGGAGCAGCAGUCCCCUGAUAUCGCACAGGGAGUUCAUAUCGAUCGCCUGGAGACUGACAUCGGAGCUGGAGACCAGGGUCUGAUGUUCGGAUACGCCACAGAUGAGACAGAGGAGAGCAUGCCUCUCACCAUAGUCCUCGCACACAAACUCAACGCCAAGAUGGCCGAACUGAGGCGGAACGGGACAGUGCCCUGGCUCCGCCCGGACUCCAAGACACAGGUGACAGUUCAUUAUGCCCAGGAAAACGGUGCCGUGAUCCCCAAGAGGGUCCACACCGUGGUGAUCUCAGUUCAGCACGACGACUACGUGAGUCUGGAGGAGCAGAAGAAAGUCCUGAAGGAGAAGGUCAUCAAGGCGGUGGUCCCGUCGAGGUACCUGGACGAGAACACCAUCUACCACCUGCAGCCCAGCGGACGGUUUGUGAUCGGAGGACCACAGGGUGAUGCUGGAGUGACAGGCAGGAAGAUCAUCGUCGACACAUACGGAGGCUGGGGGGCCCACGGUGGAGGGGCUUUCUCCGGGAAGGACUACACCAAGGUGGACCGCUCAGCUGCCUACGCCGCCCGCUGGGUGGCAAAGUCUCUGGUGAAGGCCAAACUGUGCAGGAGGGUGCUGGUGCAGGUGGCGUAUGCGAUCGGCGUAGCUCAUCCACUGUCCAUCUCCCUGUUCACCUACGGCUCCUCUCAGAAGAGCGAAAUGGAGCUGCUGCAGAUCGUCAACAAGAACUUUGACCUCAGACCCGGCGUCAUCGUCAGGGACCUGGACCUGAAGAGACCAAUCUACCAGAAGACGGCCUGCUACGGACACUUCGGCAGGAAGGAGUUUCCCUGGGAAGUCCCAAAGAACCUCAACUUCUAGUUUAGGUAUGUGUGUGUUUAUGUGUGUGAGCAGAGUGUCAGUGAUUUAUAGAAAGCUGUCCUCGUGCUCCUGUAACCCAGUAAGAAGGGCAGCUGCCUGUGAUGGGGGGUAUGCAGAUAAUCUCUGGUCAUUGGACGGGGGUAGAAAGGUUUCAUGUGUGAUUUACGACUCUGUGGCACCUCAACAUUAAGAAGAAACACGAGCGAGCUGUUUGGUAUUUUUGUGCCACGGACGCAGAGACACAGUCACACGGCUGCAGUUUGUUUCACGUUUGAACAGGUUGAAAAAGUCGUUGUUUGCAAAUAUUCAGCUUUUCUGUCCAGAAAUGAGACAAUGACCAAAGUUUAAGGAAGAAGAGCCACGAACACGUCAGCAGAGACGUUUCACAACCACUACAAUGUCUUAAGAGCAGUUUGAUAAUCUGCAUUUUUUUAUACCUGUCAGUAUUUGAACGAUACUGUACGGUGCUAGUGAGCUUCUGUUACACUGGACGAUAAAAAGCCUUCAAAGAUUUUGAACUUAUUACAAACAGUAAAGGCUGUGAGUCUCAUCUGUUUUCUUUUUCAGCAUGAAAUCAAACCUGUGCCCUAACUGCUAAACAAAGAUGAGACCUGAUCUCAGAGGCAGGAGGUGAAGUUGCUCUAAAGAACUUUAAAAGUUGUAAAUCAGACAGAAACCUGUGCAUUGUUUGCUGCACACAUCUUAAAAUUUAUACUAUAUAUUUUUCUAUGAUCGGCAGCUGCAGACUGCAGGUGUUACAGACAAAGGUGAGAUGUGAUCUCAA
Molecule: messenger RNA, 2127 nt
Organism: Toxotes jaculatrix (banded archerfish)
Lineage: Eukaryota; Metazoa; Chordata; Actinopteri; Toxotidae
Product: S-adenosylmethionine synthase
Exons: 9
Coding region: 156-1343 (395 amino acids)
Biological process (GO): S-adenosylmethionine biosynthetic process
Cellular component (GO): cytosol
Molecular function (GO): ATP binding; methionine adenosyltransferase activity
Source: RefSeq, a predicted model, not a curated record